Messenger RNA from Anoplophora glabripennis (Asian longhorned beetle), 1092 nucleotides. RefSeq names its product THO complex subunit 4-A (gene Ref1). Gene Ontology annotation, cellular component: nucleus. The record is from RefSeq and is a predicted model, not a curated record. The transcript has 3 exons. Bases 128 to 847 code for a protein of 239 amino acids. Gene Ontology annotation, biological process: mRNA export from nucleus. NCBI's taxonomy places the organism in Eukaryota, Metazoa, Arthropoda, Insecta, Coleoptera, Cerambycidae. Gene Ontology annotation, molecular function: mRNA binding.
UCAUCAGGUGUAAAUGCAUUGGCGUUUCGUUUCGUUUGGCUUCUUUUUAAAGCGCCAUUUUCUUGUACUGUUGUGUUGCAGACGCCGUUGUUUAAAUUAGUAAAUUUAGAAUAUUUGAGAUAUCAGAAUGGUCGAUAAAAUAGAAAUGAGUUUAGACGAAAUUAUAAAAUCAAAUAAACCACAACGAGGUCGUGGUGGAGGUCGACGUGGUGGCAGAAGUCGUGGAGGAGGUGGCCAAAGGCGAGGGAAUUUUAGAAACACUGGACGACCUGGUGGUGGUGUCCAAAGAGGUCGUGGACGUGGUGGAAUUUCACGAAAUUACACCCGGGGAGACGUUAAUAGUGCAUGGAAGCAUGAUCUGUUCGAGGGUUAUGGUCCACGUAAAGUGGCAGCCGCUCGAGCAGCCAUUCAGGCUAACAUGGGGCCCACAAAACUCAUGGUUUCAAAUCUAGAUUUUGGAGUUUCUGAUUCAGAUAUUCAAGAACUUUUUGCUGAGUUUGGGCCUCUUAAAAGUGCCGCUGUACAUUAUGACAGAUCAGGCAGAUCAUUGGGUACAGCAGAUGUUAUUUUUGAAAGAAGAAGUGACGCCAUUAAAGCCAUGAAGCAGUAUAAUGGAGUACCGUUAGAUGGACGCGCUAUGAAUAUUCAACUUACUACAUCGGAAAUUCCCAGUCCUGUUCGAAGAAUUGGUGGUGGAGAUAAGAAAUUUCAAAAUAGAAGUCCGAGGGGAGGCAAAAGUAGACCCACUAGAGGUCGUGGAGGACGAACCCCUAGGAAUCAGCGCAAACAGCCUACAGCAGAGGAAUUGGAUGCAGAAUUAGAUGCCUACACAAAAGAAAUGAAGUGAAAAAUGUGUAAUAUUAAUUUGUUUAUUUAGAGACACUUGUGUGAUGGUUAAGUUGUGUGAAUAUUUUAAUUUUAUGAUUACUUUUCGUUUGUGUAAGUUUUGAGACAUUUAAACUAGAUAUUAUAAUAGAAGCCUUAAAAAUAAAACAUUAUUGACAUAAUUUUUCUAAAUUUGGAAAAAAAUGAUGAUUUAUAUCCUGUUAAAUGUGAAUUUUAUUAAAUGGAAUAAACGCAUAUAAGUUGUGA